AUGUCUAAUGCGGCUGCCCUUGUGGCAAUUGACAUCAGGGCGUUUGUCUUAGGAACGUCUAAUGCAGCUACCCUUGUGGCAUCAGUUUCCUUUAAGCAGGGUUGUCCUUCUCAAUUGACAUCAGGGUGUUUGAGGUAUUGGUUGAACUUUUUGUCGAAUCGGGUAUUGGACUCACAUAGGAUUAUCUCCCCAGAACUUGAAUCACAGACGUCCUCUCCAACCAUCUCCUCGCCUUCUGUAUCUGAUCAUGGUUCACCAACCGUGUUGGCGUCCAUGCCCUUGUUCCGAGAUGGGCCUGCCCUUUGUACACUUUUCAGCAAUGCAGUCGCGAGAGGCCGAGAGUCGCAUUCUUCAUCUGAAGCAAUGAUAACGGAUCCAAAGUUGGGUCUCUGGCAAAUCACGUCUGAGAAACUCCUAGAGAUCGGUCAGAUGGAACCCGAGCGCUUCCAUGAAAUCCAGUCUCAUGUCCUUCCCCAAAAUGCGGCUUAUGAGUAUCCCACGAACAUUCCUCUUCAUCUGCCGCAAGAUAUCCAGAAGAUUAUUUAUGACAACUUGGCCCUUCCUGCAUUGCUCCGGUUGUCGAAGUGCUGCCGUUAUUUCUGUCAUGCAGUCAAUGCAUAUACUAUGGCACGAAUUGAGCGCAUUCUGACCUCAUUUUCCAUCAAUCCGCACAAGCUUCUGGAAGGCAUGGAAGUUUCAGGUGCAUUCAUUGGAGGGUCUGUCGCCCUUCUUGCCGUGCUUGCCAAUGUCGAUGGUUUUGCUCCAUACGAUCUCGACCUUUAUGUACCUGAAGCUCAUGCAGAUACCUUCACCCGGCGUAUUUUAUCAGGUUUCAAAUCUGUUGGUGGUCACUCGCCAGUCUACCAUCUGAAUCCCGCUAUCGCUCACGUUGAAUGGUACACCUCCAAUUUCCAUCCCCUCAUUCGUGUCAAUGUCAUCGCAACCAAGUCCGCAUCCCCCUUGGAGGCUCUAUUCCAUUCUGGCACAUCCAUUACUAUGAACGCUAUAACUGGCCGAGGAAUUUUCACAGCAUACGCUGAUCUGACACCCAGGAGAAUCAGCUUGCUACCAUCUGGUUUAUCCCUACCCACCACCAAAAUCUAUAAUGCUGUUAGAAGCAGAUCAGUUUUGCCUCACAGUGAGGCAUAUACCAUCCUUGCUAACUUCGGUAUUUCGGUACCAGUUCCAGCAUUGCCUCGGGAGUUGUUGGAGCUUCUUGUCAAAAAGUAUAAGGCGAGAGUCGGUGUUACCUUUGUUCGGGAGUUAACGUCCAUCAAGGACCACAUCUGUGGCGAGGAUCGGUCUUGCAGCUUUACCCUGCGAACUUCUGCUGAUCCCAGAUGCGCCUUCUUUCUGUUCAGACCAUUUUCGCCCCUUCCUACUUUGUCACCAACCAUGACCGUCACUCCCGUCAUGCCUGAAGUGGCAGAAAAUCCAAUCCGCUGGAGUGUCGUUACCCCAAUGCUCAUUUCAUGGUGUCUUGGUGGUUGUAAAUGUGCUGGUAAUGGCAUUAGGCUCCCGAGGGUGGUGUCCAGUGUUCCCACCAAUUAUGUAUCAUAG
Molecule: messenger RNA, 1560 nt
Organism: Laccaria bicolor S238N-H82
Lineage: Eukaryota; Fungi; Basidiomycota; Agaricomycetes; Agaricales; Hydnangiaceae
Exons: 6
Coding region: 1-1560 (519 amino acids)
Source: RefSeq, a predicted model, not a curated record